AUGGUCCACAGGGUUUUAGGGGUGCCUUAUAUCUGCCUGAUUGUUUUAUCUCUACCCCUCUACCUCCAAGGCGUAGAGAUCUUGGACCCGGGGCAGGUGGUAUACAGUGAGACCAAGACCAAUGGCGUUGUAGGACGAGGAGUGAUCUUGGAGUGUGGCCCUACUUUGCCCGAUGUCUACAUCUGGGGCUUUACCAAACCAGGCACAGACACCAUCCGUGCCAUUGUGUACAACUUUGGAAAGGGUCCUAAAAUACAGAAAUUAGCCAGUGACUUGGGUAAUCUGACAGUAAUCAGCAACAGCGCCUCUCUGUCCAUUGAGAAGCUUCCUCUGGCUGCAGAAGGAGUGUAUACCUGCCAGGCACUGUAUGAUACACUUGAAGGAGCCAAGCUGUAUUACUACUAUGUAUUUCUGCGUGUUUUAGUGCCAGUGACCAAACCUUACAUUGUGAUGAGUGACUCUUCGCCAGUGGAGGGAACAUCAGUGACCAUGCGCUGUGGCUUGGAGAAUGGCACGGGGCCGAUUAAUUACAUAUGGGAACAUGAGAGCCGGGAGAGUCAGCUCACCACUGUAGCCGAGAUCUAUGACGACAACCAAUUAAAUGUCACUGAUGUCAACCGAAAUCACACUGGAUGGUACAGGUGUAUUGCCAGCAACCAGGUCAACCAGCAGCGCAGUGAUCGAGUCUUGCUUGACACCAUUUUUGGUCCAGACCAGCCUCAGAUCAAUGUCUCCCCUUACUCAGUGACGGAGCGGGGUUAUUCUGCCCUGGAAAGAGAGACGGUUUCUCUCCUGUGUCAAGCUUCUUCUAAUCCCCCAAGUCAGUACGUCUGGUUCUACAACAACUCUCAGGUGUAUGCGGGUCCCCAGUACACCAUCAACAGGAUCCUCCGCAUGCACACGGGCCACUACGCAUGCCUUGCUCAGAACACUUACCUCAACACUCGCUCCAGGAAAACCAUCACCCUCACCGUCUACUAUCCUCCAGAUGGCGCUCCGACUUGCUUGAUCCUACCGGUAAACAAUCACACUGACCUGGCCCUCCAGUGUACCUGGGAGGGCGGGAUCCCUGCAGCCUCUUUGAGAUGGAUCCCAUAUGUGUUUGGAGCAGAGAGCGAGGGACUCGCAAACAUCACCAAGAUUCAGAAAGGUCGGGAGACUGCAAACAACUCCAUCUUCAUCUGUCAAGGCUCCCACGUCGCAUCGAAUGAAAUCAAAAGCUGCAGUGUCAGAACUUGGAUGCCCUACGGUGAACCAAAGUGUUCUGCAUAUGCAACGCGAAACAAUGAGUACCUAAUGCUGUCCUGCUCCUGGGAAGGUGGGUUUCCUCGAGCACUGGUGUGGUGGGCCUCCAGCACAGGGGACAUGCAAGGCACAUCCGAGGAGAACGCAAACAUCCUGGUUUUGCGGUCAAGUGCUACCUACAGUGGCAAAGCUUUUGUAUGCCAUGCAAAACAUCCACUGGCUAAGGAGACCAAACAGUGUGUUUUAAAACUAGAGGCACCAGUCCUAGUGACCCAGCGAAGUAUGAUGACCGUCUAUGAGGGUAAUGAUGCCCAACUCACCUGUGUCUUGAGUAGAAACUACCCUGUCACAGAGAUCACCUGGUUCAACAACCUAAAGCAGCAUGUGAAUGAGAUUCCUAAGAAGUAUGUGCUGGAGCAAGCUGCUGCCUGGACAAACUUAACAGUGCGCGAAACAGACAGCAACACAGACAGUGGCGAUUACUGGUGUUCGGCUACCAAUGCUGUCGGUGGGGCAGAGAUCCCCAUUAUGCUGAUGGUGAAGAGGUACCCAAUGCCACCAAAUAUAAGCAUCAGUAAGAUCAUUUACAACAGUCGUCAAAGGACUGAUGUUGACCUAGAGUGGAAGCUCCAGACUGAGGGUAACCUCACCGGGUUUUUCAUCGAGCGCCAGAGGCUCCCUGAACCUGUGAAGAAAAGAAACAGUGACCUUCCCUGGCAAAAACUGGCAGAUCUAGACCACGAUUCCCGACACUACCAAAUCAACAAUCUGGAUCCCAAUGGAGCCUAUGCAUUUCGUGUUACUGCCAUCAACCACCGCACCAUUGGAAACCCCUCGGAGAUAAAGAACCCAGCCGACCCUCCCUUCAAUGCCUACCCAGCUGUGAUCGGGGCAGCCAUCGGGGGCAUGAUCAUAGCCACACUAAUCACUGUACUGCUCUUCAUCUAUGUGGUACGGAACCGCAACAAUAACCCACGGCUUCAUGACUUGAUAUUUGGAAGGCAGAACAGCCAGUCUAGAGAGAACAUUAACUUUCCUGAGGAUGAGGGUAGUGGAACAGCGGAGGGGGAGAAAGGUGAAGGACAACCAAGCCAAUCAGCUAGUACAGUGGCACCAAUGGCACUGCCAAGGCCAACCGCAACACCCACAAACCUUCCCCCAGGCGAGGAGCCAGUCAACGUAACUAUUACUGUCAUGGCCUCAAGCUAAAGACAAAGCUGAUCACAAUCAUGAUUACCAUAC
Molecule: messenger RNA, 2487 nt
Organism: Carassius gibelio (silver crucian carp)
Lineage: Eukaryota; Metazoa; Chordata; Actinopteri; Cypriniformes; Cyprinidae
Product: V-set and immunoglobulin domain-containing protein 10-like 2
Exons: 12
Coding region: 1-2454 (817 amino acids)
Molecular function (GO): protein binding
Source: RefSeq, a predicted model, not a curated record